Messenger RNA from Trematosphaeria pertusa, 1059 nucleotides. RefSeq names its product UPF0157-domain-containing protein. NCBI's taxonomy places the organism in Eukaryota, Fungi, Ascomycota, Dothideomycetes, Pleosporales, Trematosphaeriaceae. Gene Ontology annotation, molecular function: acyltransferase activity, transferring groups other than amino-acyl groups. Bases 1 to 1059 code for a protein of 352 amino acids. The transcript has a single exon. The record is from RefSeq and is a predicted model, not a curated record.
AUGUCCGUCAUCGUCGAACCCUACAACCCAGAAUGGCCAACCCAAUUCGAAACCAUCAAAGCAGUCCUACGAUCCCACCUCGCCGAUGUCUCCGUCCAAUCCAUCGAGCACGUUGGUAGCACAUCCGUACCCGGCCUCGCCGCAAAACCGAUAAUCGACGUCGACAUCAUUGUCGCCCGCGAAACUGUCCAGUCUGCCAUUAAUACUCUCGUUUCAAGUGGGUUUACAUACCUCGGAGAACUCGGCAUCGCAGAUCGGCAUGCGCUCAAAGAUCCCAAUCAGCUCCCCAAGAGGAAUAUCUACAUAUGCGUCGACGGCGCCUUCCAAACGCGCAACCACCUCGCAGUGCGAGACACGCUGCGCGCCAAUCCUAAGCUGAGGGAUGAGUAUGCAGCCGUAAAGUUACAACUCGCCGCGCAGGGAACAAAUAUCGUCGACUACGUCGAAGCGAAGAGCGAAAUCCUGCGGAAGAUCCUAGAGGCAGCCGGAGUACUCACCGCAGACGAACUAGCCGCCAUCGAGAAAGCGAAUAAGAAAGGCGAGCGCUUUGGCGCUAUCAAGACGGAGCGGUUGCUGCUCAGGGAGUUCGUUUCAGCCGACGAAGAGCCGUUCUUUGAGUUGGAGAGCAAAGAGGAGGUCGCGAGGUACCAGAUGUGGCCGCCGCGGACGAGACAGCAGGCCAGAGAGGAAGUCGCGAAAAUUAUUCGCAACUCUGCCGCUACGCCACGCACGCAUGUUGAGCUCGCUGUCGAACGCGGCGGGUCUUUCAUCGGCCGCGUGGGCGCGAAUGUUAAGCGCGAAGUCGACCCUCCGCAUGCGGACCUGUGGUUCUCCUUCCUGCCGCAGUAUCAGGGGCAGGGUUUUGCGACGGAAGCGAUGAAAAAGCUUACCGAGUUGCUUGGGAGUCCCAUGGAGCUGGAGAUUGAGUGCGAUCCGCGGAACGAGGGGAGCUGGAAACUAGCGAACCGGUUGGAGUUUGAGAAGGUAAGUUUAAGGGAGAGGGCGUUUGAGUGCAAAGGGGAGUGGGUUGGGAGUUUGGUACUGCGGAAGAUAGUGUAG